Molecule: messenger RNA, 922 nt
Organism: Nelumbo nucifera (sacred lotus)
Lineage: Eukaryota; Viridiplantae; Streptophyta; Magnoliopsida; Proteales; Nelumbonaceae
Product: Optic atrophy 3 protein (OPA3)
Biological process (GO): regulation of lipid metabolic process
Cellular component (GO): mitochondrion
Source: RefSeq, a predicted model, not a curated record
CUUCUUAUUACUUUCACAUGGUCAAAGGCAAAGCAACUUGCCCAGAAGCAGCUUUCCAAGCAGUCGUAAUGCGUUCUUCCUUUCUGCUCACGCGCCUGCCUUUCUCGUCAAGCAACUCGUCUCCAAAACCCCAAGUCCGCCUACAACCGUAUCUCCUUUCGUACCAUCCAUUUAACCUGUCUUCAGACAUUCUUCUAUAUACCAAUUCGAAGCUCGACGCAUUACAAUAUAUAAUACAGGAGAUAUGAUCCUCCCUGCUGUGAAGCUUGGAACGCUAGUCUUGAAGACUGUCUGUAAACCCAUAGCGACUAGGCUCAAGAAAGAGGCCGGCUUACACCCCAGGUUCCGCCAGUUGAUCAUCAACUUUGCUCAGGCAAACCAUCGGUUUACAACAACCCUGCAGAGACGCAUUUAUGGUCAUGCAACUGAUGUUGAUAUCCGCCCUCUAAACGAAGAAAAAGCUGUUCAAGCUUCUGCUGAUCUUCUUGGAGAGCUCUUUGUGUUCACGGUUGCUGGGGCUGCCCUAAUCUUUGAGGUGCAAAGAAGUUCUAGAUCUGAAGCUAGGAAGGAGGAAUUACGCAGGCAAGAACUAGAGGCAAUGAAGCAAAGAGAUGAAGAGUUGGCCAAGGAAAUAGAGCAUCUUAAGCACACACUUGAAGAGAUUGAACAGCUUGCCAAGGGAAGAGGUCUCUCUGGUAUUCUAAAUUUCAGACAUUUUCAUGCUGCUGAAGAUGGAAAAUCUGCAAAAUCCACAUAACAUGAUAACACUUGUGAUAUUUGUUCUAAGAAGGAAAGCUUUCAAUUCUUUUUUUCGCCUUGAGUUGACCUCGGCUGUUUGGAUUUUUUUUUUCCCUCUUGUCAACCUCAUUUGUAAAGGGUACAUACUAAAUUCGAGCUAAUAAAAAUUGCUUUUCCUUCUUUU